Messenger RNA from Loa loa (African eye worm), 936 nucleotides. Its product is annotated as EB module family protein. Lineage: Eukaryota; Metazoa; Nematoda; Chromadorea; Rhabditida; Onchocercidae. Bases 1 to 801 code for a protein of 266 amino acids. The transcript has 6 exons. The record is from RefSeq and is a predicted model, not a curated record.
AUGCAAAUUACAGGCAUUCCUGGUAAUGCAUGUAUACGUAAAGCAAAUCAACAUAUGGUAGAGAAUUUCGUUGAUGGUGCUGAUGAUUGUCCACUUGGACAGGUAUGCAUAACUAUUGGUGAAUCAUCUAUGGGACAUUGCUGUCCGAAAGUAUGCCCACUAGGAACGUUACCAGAAUUUAAUUACUCUUGUGAUCCUACCGCAAGUAUCCGUUGUCCAUCUGAUACACAUUUUUGUCAUCGUAUUUCAGAUAGCGGAUUUUCGCAAUCAUUGUGCUGCCGUCGACCAUGUAAUGCUAUGGCACCAAAAGCAUUGUAUAUUAAUGGUACAUGUAUGGCACGCGGACAACUUAACUCACAAUGUACUGCAAAUGAACAAUGUGGUGGUGGCGAAAGUAUGAUAUGCAACAGGGGACAAUGUGAAUGCUUGGCUGGAUUUCAUCCACUUGUCGAUCCAGUAACGCAUCCAUUACGCAAUCCAAGUCAAACCUGUACACGAGAUUGUGAAUCGGAGGCACUUUCCAGAGAUACAACCUGCCUAAAGCCAGUAGCACUUGAAGCUCAUUGUUUCAUCCAAAAACAAUGCCCAAUGAAUUCCGGAUGUUACAGGGGUCGCUGUCAGUGUAAGUGUGGUUUUAAAAUGGAGAAACAGCGAUGUAUCGAGCUACCUCCAUCUCCUACUACAACAAGACAACCAUCCGUGAUCGUACCUGGUACUGUUAUCGUACCUGGUGGCGAUUUCUUAAGCCUUAUUGGAAAUUUCUUUGGGAAAACAGAAGUACGAAAUGCUGCCGGCAGAUAAAAUAGAAGCGUUGAUUAUACAAAUGUAUAUUCCCGGGUUUACGUUAAUGUUGUAUUAUGCUUUGUCGUGUUGUAAAAUCUCUAAAAUAUGCCUGAAAACCUAUUAUUUUAUUACUUCGACCUUCACAAAAUGACA